This is a messenger RNA of Lecanosticta acicola, 2392 nucleotides long. Lineage: Eukaryota; Fungi; Ascomycota; Dothideomycetes; Mycosphaerellales; Mycosphaerellaceae. The record is from the annotation of a GenBank genome assembly.
AUGGAAUCAGGCGGGCAGACGGGCAUACCCAUGUCCGAGGGAGCUUCCACCUCGCCGGCCAUGGCCUCCAACACGCCCGAUCGGGGCGAAUUGAAGCGCAAACGACAGCCACGAAAUUCGGUAUAAGUCAUGACCCGAUACGCCCCGUCCGAGACAUGAACUUACCCUUCCUCUCGCGCAGGCUUGCCAGUCGUGCUCGGCGCUGAAGAUGAAGGUGCAUUCGAACCGCAGCGCUCCCGUGUGUGAAUGCUGGUGCGGUCGGUGUCGCUGACCAGCAUCGCAGUGUAUCUCGACCCCGAAUGGCAAAUGCGAAAGGUAAGUAGUCUCGUCCGUACCUUGCCUUGCCUUGCUCUGCUGUGCUUUGCUUUGCAGGCAGGCAGGCAGACAGGCAGGCAAUGAAGCUUGUCACAAGCUGCUGCAGGCCCGCUCAAACAUUAAGUUCGAUGCCACGGCGCCAUCAGCUCCUCACACCAUUCAUCGCCCGCACUCUCUGCGUCUGUCCCCUUCUGAAUAAGCAUCCCCUCUCCUCCUCUUCUCUGCAUCGACUCUCCCCUGCCGCCCUCACUGCUGCAGUCCGCCUGCUUUCUGCACUCGCUCGACGCGAAGAUGGCACGGCAGAUCGCUGACCAAGUGCUUGCAGAUGCAAUCGAAUGGACAGAGAUUGUGUCCCUGCCAUCCCAAAGCCCCGAAAACGGCGUGGAGAGAGCGGAGUCGGUGUCGACUCUGAGGGCGUGAGUCUCUUGGAGUUUGCAGGCCCUUCAACCGCUGCUGCUGGUCCGCCUCCCAAGUUCGAUCCACCGCGCCAGACUCAGUCCGAGGAUGUGACCGAAAGGACUUCCUUACUCGCGCGACAUGACUUGUCGCAUACCGACAGCAAGUCAUUCCUGACCCUCUUCUCCCAAGGUCUCGGUAAUGUCGCUGUAAGUGGUCCUCUUUCGUCUGUACUCAUAUGGAUAGCUUGGUCCAUUCCAACUGCAGCAUCUCAUGUCGAAGCUUGUCUUGCUAAUUCAAAGACGUCCAAAGGCAUGUGAGGACCUCCUGCAAGGCGUAGACUACAACUUUGUGGGAAGCUGCUUCACCAUCUUUCGUCAAUUAGCUCCGCAUUUUCCCUUCGUUUGGCUUCAUCCGGGCGCAGACACAAUCGGUGGGCCAACACUUCUCCUAAACUCCGAUUUCUGAAUCUACUGACUGGGAUUCAGCCAUGGUUGCACGCAGACCAUGCCUCACGCUGGCGAUUUGCACAGUGUCAUCCGCCUCGAAUCGCGACAUGCAGUCACGAUUAAGUCAGGCGUUCCAGUAUACACUUUCUUCGAAAGUCAUUCUGGGAGGACAGCGUAGUCUAGACUUGUUGACAGGCCUACUGGUGUACCUAGCCUGGCAUCACCAAUACAUGUCACAGCCCCAGAUCUACCAAGAGUUGUACCUGUUGGCCGGCAUGGCGGCCGAUCUGGGCGUGUAUGGCACGAAACUAGAGCCUCUGGACGCCAGCAGUGCUCUGGAACGGGAUCGUGCGUUCGUUGGCUGCUACUAUCUGUGUUCCGGCCUCUCUGCCACGGGGUUCGACAAGCCAAGUCCCCUGCGGUUCAGCGACAGUCUUCGGCUAUGUGCAGAGCGAGCCGCAGCGGCAAACAUGGUCCCUUCUGAUUCCGCUCUUGUCUCUCUAUUAGAGCUCAUGCAUGCUCUUACUGACAUGGAAGAUGCACUUCGAGAAGACGCGCAAACAGCACGCGCUAGCUCAUUGCAAUUCAUUGACUUGCACGUUAGAGCGACCAACCAGCGACUGAAAGCUCUGAAGAGAGAGCAUCCUGCUUUAGCCGGCUCACUGGCGUUCUCGGCUGCGAACAUACAUAUUUACCAAAGGUUGAUGCGGGUCAGCGAAACGCCAGACUAUCCCACUUUGAUUCAGUGUGCUUGCUCGAUAAAAGAAUAUGUUGACGAUAUACUGGCUCGGCCGCCAUCGAUGUUGCACCGAAUCUCGAUCACGGAUUGGACCAAUCUGAUGGAAAUCCUGGUUCUGAUGGCUCGUGUCUCCAAGGCACCUCCCACGACUGGCGGAUGGGAAGCAGGCGCGUUGACAUCCAUGCUUCAGCCUGAAGCUGGACUCGACGCACUCUGUUCCCACAUGGCGUCUGCGCCCGCAAAUGAUACGCUCUCACCUCGACACGAACAGCUGCUCCAGUGGCUCCGCAACGUGAGCGAUAGUAUUAAGAGGCGAUUUCUUCAUGAGACAGGCGAGAGCACAUGGGGACAAUACGGCAGCGGAGACCAGCGAUCCUCUUCAGAUGGGCGAUCGCGUCCCGGCGACGAGCAAGCCAGGCAGCCCGACAUACUCAACUUCCUUGGCAAUGGCGUACUGGACUUCAACUCUUGGAGCAGUCUCACCGCACGAUGA